Molecule: messenger RNA, 678 nt
Organism: Saprolegnia parasitica CBS 223.65
Lineage: Eukaryota; Oomycota; Saprolegniomycetes; Saprolegniales; Saprolegniaceae
Exons: 6
Coding region: 1-678 (225 amino acids)
Biological process (GO): peptidyl-lysine dimethylation
Molecular function (GO): protein-lysine N-methyltransferase activity
Source: RefSeq, a predicted model, not a curated record
AUGGACAGCCUCGCCGAGCUCAUGGGCGGCUACACGGAAGAAGACGAGCGCGAGAUCUCGCUCGCGCCCGACGACGGGCAAGCGCCCGGGUCGCUCUUCGCCUACCACGUCUGGAACGGCGCCACGUGCCUCUCCGAGUUCUUUGCGGCGACGCCGGCACUGGUGCAGCACAAGGCCGUGGUCGAGUUUGGCGCCGCCUCGGCGCUGCCAUCGCUUGUGGCGCUGCAUCUGGGCGCAUCGACCGCCGUCAUGACAGACUACCCGGCGCCCGUGUUGAUCGACAACAUGCAGCGGAACGUCGCCCGCAACGCGAACAAGCUUGGCCAUGGCAGCGCGACGGUCCUCGGGCAUCUAUGGGGUGAUGACGUCGGCCCGCUGCUAGCGCCUACGCAAGGCGAUGGCUUUGACGUGGCCAUCGUCGCCGAGUGUCUCUGGCUGCACAAGGAGCACGAGCAUCUCUUGAUGUCCAUCAUGGCGUGUUUAAAGCGUGGCGGGAAGGCCUACAUUUGCUUUAGCCACCACGUGCCCGGUAUGGAGAGCGAGGACUUGUCCUUUUUUACAAAGGCUGCGCGCACGUACGCGUGCGACGUCGCGCAUCUCACGACCUUUCAAGUCCACGCCGUCUUUAACGCCGCCAAGACAAAGGACCAGUACCUCUACUGCAUCACCAAGCUCUAG